AUGGUGAAUGCUCCUCUUGCGGGAAGACUUUUAGGGUUGUGCGCCCUACUCAGACGAAGUAGCGGGGUGUUUGCUGGAAGCCAUGCUCCUCACCACGGCCACCGUAACCUUCAAACCAGCUCAAAUAUUGAGUUUAUCGAAGCCGUCGUAGGCACGGCCUUCACUACUGACGAGCAGAGCGGACUGCAGCUCCAGAACGCUGAGCGCGGUGUGGCUGGAGAUGCAACGACGACCAUCACCACAUCUACCACAGCCCAGUACGAAUUUUACUUCGCACCACCAAGCAUCGCGGGGGCCACGGGUUUCACCCUGAGCUUCGUCGGGCAACUGGAUGGUGCGGCGUGGACCGUGGACAUCUUCGAUUUCAGCACCGAUGCCUCCACCUGGGUCAACGCGGGCACCCUCACCGGGAUGACUACUACUGGGUGGGGGGACGUCGACAUCGACUUCCCCACAACGACACCUGCCAACUUCAUCGCUGCUGAAUCGGUAGUAUUGGUCGGAUACCUCGACUACGCUGCGGUGAACGCCGUCGGAAGCUCGCCAACACCGACGCCUGCAGUCGCGCCGGUAGCUGCCCCCGUCGCCGCUCCCGUCGCCGCACCUGUAGCUGCCCCCGUAGCCGCACCCGUAGCCGCGCCCGUCACCCCCGCCGAGGGCUCCACCGCCGCAUUCGUGGCGAAAGUUUCUGGUGCCGACAUCCUGGACGGUCAGGUCUCGGGCGGACCACUCGCGGUUGCCGACCUGGCCGCCACUACUGACACGGACGCUUCCAUCCAAUUCGCGGCUACGUCCGGCGAGGCUGCGGCGUACGAGAUGUAUUUCGUCGCGCCUGCGGCCGUCGCGGGUCCAUUCACGAUCACCAUCACGGCCCAGCUUGGCGCCGUCGCCGUCGCCAGCGACUGGAAGGUCGAUAUGUACUCGUUCUUGCCUGACGACAGCGACGGCUAUGAGCUCGUCGGCGACCUUACCGGUGUGACAUCUGGAUCUUGGUCAACCAUCACCCUGACCCUCGAUCCCGCCACCCCUGCGAACUUUGUGGAACCGACCGCCAUCGAAUACCUGGUCCAGCUGAGGACCGAGAAUGCUGGUGCCCAGACCAUCUACGUGGACCAGGUGGUUAUUUCGGACGGAGCACAAGGGCCAUCUCCAACCCCAGUUGCCCAGCCCGUAGCUGCCCCCGUCGCCGCUCCCGUCGCCGCUCCUGUAGCUGCCCCCGUAGCCGCACCCGUAGCCGUACCCGUAGCCGCACCCGUCACCCCCACCGAGGGCUCCACCGCCGCAUUCGUGGCGAAAGUUUCUGGUGCCGACAUCCUGGACGGUCAGGUCUCGGGCGGACCACUCGCGGUUGCCGACCUGGCCGCCACUACUGACACGGACGCUUCCAUCCAAUUCGCGGCUACGUCCGGCGAGGCUGCGGCGUACGAGAUGUACUUCGUCGCGCCUGCGGCCGUCGCGGGUCCAUUCACGAUCACCAUCACGGCCCAGCUUGGCGCCGGCGCCGUCGCCGUCGCCAGCGACUGGAAGGUCGACAUGUACUCGUUCUUGCCUGACGACAGCGACGGCUAUGAGCUCGUCGGCGACCUUACCGGUGUGACAUCUGGGUCUUGGUCAACCAUCACCCUGACCCUCGAUCCCGUCACCCCUGCGAACUUUGUGGAACCGACCGCCAUCGAAUACCUGGUCCAGCUGAGGACCGAGAAUGCUGGUGCCCAGGCCAUCUACGUUGACCAGAUCGUCGUCUCGGACGGAGUACAGGGACCAUCUCCUACCCCAGUGACACCUCAACCCGUAGCUGGUCCGACUGCUCCGCCUGUGACGACUCCGCCCGUGACUGGACCGACCGCGCCUCCUACAGUUGCUCCUUCCGUUGCUCCUACCGUCGCUCCCACGGCGGCGGCGACCCCUGGUCCCGUCCAAGUGGACAUGGUGCCCUGCAUCUUAGCCUCCGAGGCUGUGGAAAAAGACGCGGGUCCCGUGGCUUCGGCGUACCUGUUCAACGAGUUCUUCAAGGGCUUUUGGACAGCCACUCAGGUCCGGAUCGUAUACUUCGACAUCGCCGACACCAUUCUCGACACGGAAGUCCAAGCCAGGCUGGGCAUGCAGUCUAACUUCGACCAACCUUUCGUGGGGGCGCCGAGGGUCAAGCGGACAGGCGGGUCGACGGACAGCAUCGCCCCCGCGGACAUGCUGACGGAUCCCACUCAAAACAACCUGUUCAACAGACCGGUCGUUACGACGGUAGAUACUCUCCCGGCCGGCGUCAGCAUCUUGGCACAGUACGCAGACGACAAUGGUGACGCCAUCGGGGGGGUGCUUGCAGGCGUUACCAACCCUCAAAGCGCUGCUAUCGUCGAGUACAUCGGAGCCGACGGUCUGGAGGAGAUGCACGUUUUCAUCAGUCUGGCGUGGUUCGACACAGGAUCUUGGGCGUGGGGCCACUUCAUUUCCGAGUGGGGUACCAGGGGCAUUUUCCAGGGAGAGCGUCGCUUCUACCUGGGGGGUGUCGUGGACGAUCUGUUCCUCUCAACAGGCGUCUGGAUUUAUGACCCUCCGUCCUUCUUCGGCCCGGAGGAGAGGCUUUCGGGAGCCGACCUCCAAAAGUUCCAGAACUCGGAAGCGGCGUUCAACACCGAGUACGGCGCGUCGGUCAAGACAGAGCACGCCUUCAACGGCCUUGGUGUCCUCGACAAGGUGGGAUCAACCCGGAGGAGCUGGGUGGGUGCUGCCGCUGAUAUGGGCCUUCUCCCUAAGGGUGAUCCGCCGAACCCGAGCACAGGUAUCCCCCAAAUAAGCGAUCCCAACUGGCUGAGCAUCCAGUUCAACCCGGCCGCUGGAGAGCAGGGGAUGCAAGACGACUACGACGCCGGUCUGUUCUCUUCUGACGAUCUGCUGGCCCGCGUUCAAGCCGACCUCGAUGCCUUCUUCUGGCAGAGCCACACCUUGACUCACCUGUCUCGCGACAACCUUGGCAAAAACGACUGCGACAUCGAAGACGGAGGCAACGUGCGCCUGGGUGUAAUGUUCGGCAUGUUCGACAACGACAACUACAACUGGCGCAGCAUGACGAGCCCGGGCAUCACGGGGCUGUUCAACCCCAACUGCCUCCAGUCCGGCGAUGAGAACCUCAUGAAGUGCUACCCCGGGGACAACACCUACAGCGGAGCCCCACUAACGGCGGUGUCACUUAUUAACGAGAACAACCAGUUCCACUCCAUGACCACCACGGUCGGCACCAAUGGUUAUGCCGGAAUGCAGAUCGUCCCUCGCUUUGCCACGAACGUGUACUACAACUGCGUCACCGGCCAGUGCCUCAUCGACGAGAACGAGAAGAUUCGUCGCGACGUGUGCGGCUGCGCGGACCUCAACCCUGCUAACCCUCAGGGAACCUGCUCUGCUUGCCCUUCAGGCACGCAGAGCUUCAACGAUGUUGCUUCUUCCGACCCGUCGAUCGGACCGCUCGAAGCUCUGUUCCAGACGGAGGAGCGAACUACCACCCGCUACAUUCUCACCGGACGGAGGGACAAGUACAUGUUCCACCAGGCGAAUGUCAUCAGCACGACUUGGACAACCGACACGUCGGACCCGAUGUACGUCAGCCCUAGGCCCACCAACGACCCUUCGCUGCUCGAGUACUGGUACAUCCGUGUCCUUGCCGAGAUGUCCAAGUACAUCAACACGGGUUCCUUCCCCAUCCAGACUCUCAAGUUUGACAAUCUGUGCCACAACUUCUACCAGCACGAGGACCUCGACAGCUCGGGUGCCGUUCUGACGGCCACCAAGGAUCCCUCCGGUGCCAUUACCGGUUUCUCCCUCGAGACUUCCUCCGACAACGGCGCCCCCAUCCCCUUGACAGUACCCACAGCCAGCGCGGCGGAGAUCCUUGCGACGUUGGGCACCCUCUUACCGUCCAAGACCGAAACCUACGGCGCCGACACCACCUACACCUUUGCAGCCGGCACCCUCAACACCGGUACCCUCUCCAAGCCCGACGUCAGCGAGCUCGCCCCCAUCCCUCAGGCAACCCUCACUCCCGCCGAACAGGAAAUCGUUGAGGACGCGGCGGAGGCAGAACUUGAGGCAGAGGUGUCAUCUAUCGUCGAUGUUGCGGAGGACGCCAGGGUGGACAUUGAGGAGGAGGCCGGCAACCAAGGCUUCGUUGUCGAGGACUUGGCAGGUGAAAUCCUGGUUGAUCCCGUGGAAUCGAUGGCCACGACUCCAUAG
Molecule: messenger RNA, 4224 nt
Organism: Ectocarpus siliculosus
Lineage: Eukaryota; Phaeophyceae; Ectocarpales; Ectocarpaceae
Source: the annotation of a GenBank genome assembly